Pan troglodytes (chimpanzee) is the source of this 1089-nucleotide messenger RNA. It is a transcript of the gene RPL19, whose product is annotated as ribosomal protein L19. Gene Ontology annotation, cellular component: ribosome; cytosolic large ribosomal subunit. The record is from RefSeq and is a predicted model, not a curated record. The transcript has 6 exons. The coding region runs from base 426 to 1010 and encodes 194 amino acids. Gene Ontology annotation, molecular function: RNA binding; structural constituent of ribosome. Gene Ontology annotation, biological process: translation. NCBI's taxonomy places the organism in Eukaryota, Metazoa, Chordata, Mammalia, Primates, Hominidae.
CUUUCCUUUCGCUGCUGCGGCCGCAGCCAUGAGGUGAGGGCGAGCUGGUCUCCAUCAGGCGCUGACGCGUGUCGGCAAGGGACUGUCGGUCUUGGGACCGCAGCUGGGGUUGGGGGAGAUGAAAUGGAGGCCGCCCUAAAGCGGCCGGUCCCGGGGUUUGGGGUAGGCCGGAGCACUUUCGUCCCGGGCCGCCGGAGUGGGGAGGGGGUCGGGGAGCGUCGCAGCAACUGAUACCAGGAAAAGUCUGCCCCGGCUGGCGCCGCACACGUGUCCGGUCGACCCACGGGAGCAGAGCAAAGGGAGCGAACAAGACCAAGCCGUGGGCCCUUUCUUGCUUGGCACACCCGGAGCGGAGCCGAUCUCUGCUUUCACGUGAUGUAGGGCAAGCCUAGUGUAGGCCCCAGGCCUCCGACUGCCGAGAGAGUAUGCUCAGGCUUCAGAAGAGGCUCGCCUCUAGUGUCCUCCGCUGUGGUAAGAAGAAGGUCUGGUUAGACCCCAAUGAGACCAAUGAAAUCGCCAAUGCCAACUCCCGUCAGCAGAUCCGGAAGCUCAUCAAAGAUGGGCUGAUCAUCCGCAAGCCUGUGACGGUCCAUUCCCGGGCUCGAUGCCGGAAAAACACCUUGGCCCGCCGGAAGGGCAGGCACAUGGGCAUAGGUAAGCGGAAGGGUACAGCCAAUGCCCGAAUGCCAGAGAAGGUCACAUGGAUGAGGAGAAUGAGGAUUUUGCGCCGGCUGCUCAGAAGAUACCGUGAAUCUAAGAAGAUCGAUCGCCACAUGUAUCACAGCCUGUACCUGAAGGUGAAGGGGAAUGUGUUCAAAAACAAGCGGAUUCUCAUGGAACACAUCCACAAGCUGAAGGCAGACAAGGCCCGCAAGAAGCUCCUGGCUGACCAGGCUGAGGCCCGCAGGUCUAAGACCAAGGAAGCACGCAAGCGCCGUGAAGAGCGCCUCCAGGCCAAGAAGGAGGAGAUCAUCAAGACUUUAUCCAAGGAGGAAGAGACCAAGAAAUAAAACCUCCCACUUUGUCUGUACAUACUGGCCUCUGUGAUGACAAAGAUCAGCCAUUAAAAUAAAACAAGCCUUAAUCUGC